Messenger RNA from Saccharomyces eubayanus, 1107 nucleotides. RefSeq names its product osmosensor SHO1 (gene SHO1). The record is from RefSeq and is a predicted model, not a curated record. Gene Ontology annotation, biological process: regulation of actin filament polymerization. Bases 1 to 1107 code for a protein of 368 amino acids. NCBI's taxonomy places the organism in Eukaryota, Fungi, Ascomycota, Saccharomycetes, Saccharomycetales, Saccharomycetaceae. The transcript has a single exon. Gene Ontology annotation, molecular function: protein binding.
AUGUCGGUGUCAUCCAAGAUAAGACCCCCUCCUCGCAAGGCCACACGUAUGGCCACUGACCAUUCCUUCAAUAUGAAGAACUUCUAUGCUGAUCCGUUCGCUAUAUCUUCAAUAUCGUUGGCCCUCGUCUCAUGGGUCAUCGCCAUUGCGGGUUCCAUCUCUUCUGCAUCCACUAAAGAGUCCUUCCCACGUUUCACUUGGUGGGGGAUAGUCUAUCAGUUUCUGGUCAUUUGCUCGCUGAUUCUGUUCUAUUGUUUUGAUUUAGUCGAUCAUUACAGGAUUUUCCUCACUACGUCUAUCGCGGUGGCAUUCGUAUAUAAUACAAACAGUGCAACAAACUUGGUGUAUGCAGAUGGAUCCAAGAAGGCUGCAGCUUCUGCCGGUAUCAUCUUACUAUCAAUCAUAAACUUGAUCUGGAUUUUGUACUAUGGUGGCGACAAUGCUUCUCCAACUAACAGAUGGAUUGAUUCGUUUUCCAUCAAAGGUAUCAGACCUUCCCCAUUGGAGAAUUCGCUUCACAGAGCUCGUCGUAGAGGUAAUAGAAUCACAACACCUUAUCAAAAUAAUGUAUAUAAUGAUGCUGCCCGAGAUUCAGGUUACGCGACACACUUUGAUGGAUAUCCACAACAGCAACCAUCACACUCACACUACGUAUCGUCUACAGCAUUAGCUGGCUUUGAGAAUACCCAGCCCAAUACAUCGGAUGCCGUGAAUGAUCAUUUAAACACUUUACAACAACGUAUCAACAGUACUAGUAACGCCAAAGAUGCUAACGACGACAACAACAAUCAAACUGCAAAUACUAAUGCCGGUCAUACGUUUGAUACAGACUUCUCUAACGGUAACACGGAAACUACAAUGGGUGACACUUUGGGGCUGUAUAGCGAUAUAGGCGAUGACAACUUUGUAUACAAGGCAAAGGCGUUAUAUCCCUACGACGCAGAUGGCGAUGAUGCUUACGAAAUUUCAUUCGAACAAAACGAAAUUCUACAAGUCUCUGACAUUGAAGGUAGGUGGUGGAAGGCAAGAAGAGCAAAUGGUGAAACAGGAAUUAUUCCAAGUAAUUAUGUUCAGUUAAUUGAUAGCCCCGAAGAAAUGCAUCGUUGA